AGUCUGUUAGCAUGCGCGAGCUGUGCAGAGGUCGUUUCCACUUCUCUGCCUAAAGAUGCAUCAGUCCUUCAUGCUGAGGAGGCCUACUGGUGGGAAACCUGACAGACAAACAGACAGACUGUCCCUCUUAACUAUUUGACACCACCCUACAGGAGUUAAACUGUAUCAGUGUGCGUAGUUAAUCUUCUCUGAACUCAGCUAGAGGCUUCAAAGUGUUCCCUGAGUGUUCCCCUCAGCCAGUCUGGAGCUCCUUUUCUCUGAACACAGAAACACUUCUCUCUAAGGAUGAAUGUUUCAACUGUGUCCAAGAAGCUGUGGUGUGCCCACAAACAGCUGGUCAUCCUGCUCACUCCUCUCCUGCUCCUGCCUUUACUUUUUACUCUGCCAGAAAAGGAGGGAAAAUGUCUUUAUGUGGUGUUGCUGAUGGCUAUCUUUUGGUGCACAGAGGCCCUUCCUCUGGCCGUCACCGCGAUGCUUCCCGUCUGUCUCUUCCCUACACUGGGAAUCCUUCCAUCCAAGAAAGUCUGUCCUCAGUACUUCCUCGAAACCAACUUUCUCUUCCUCAGCGGUCUGGUGAUGGCCUCGUCCAUCGAGGAAUGGGGUCUUCAUCGCAGAAUAGCCCUGAAGGUCCUAACUAUUGUGGGAGUGAAGCCAGCAUGGCUCAUAAUGGGAAUGAUGCUGACAAGCGCCUUCCUGUCCAUGUGGCUCAGUAACACCGCCACAACAGCCAUGAUGCUUCCUAUUGCUAACGCCAUCCUGGAGAGUUUGUUUGGAGACCUGGAGACCCUGAAGAAAAAGUGCAAGUCUCCAGAGGAAACUGAGGGAGAUAUCCUAAAUGGUCAUUCUGUAAAGCUGCAUUCGCUGCCCUCAGUGCCCUCGGAAAAACAAAUACUGUCAAUAGACGGGCCAGAUGGGACGGAGCAGACUGACCUGCUGACCGCUGAGGAAAUCCAGUCGGAGGCUCAGUAUCAGCUGAAGGUGUGGAAAGGCUUCUUGAUCUGUAUUCCUUACGCAGCCAGUAUCGGAGGCACCGCCACACUUACAGGCACCGCGCCAAACCUCAUCCUGAUUGGACAACUGAAGAGCUAUUUUCCAGAAUGUGACCUUAUCAACUUUGGCUCCUGGUUUGCGUUUGCUUUCCCGCUCAUGCUUCUCUUCCUGGUUUUGGGAUGGCUUUGGAUCUCUUUUCUCUACGGAGGAUUGAAUACACGAUUGUGCUUAAAGAAACACGACCGGCGAGCUGAUGCAGAGGUCAGAGCGAGGGCUCUAAUAGAGGAAGAUUACAGAAAACUAGGGCCCAUAAAUUUUGCAGAGGGAGCGAUCUCUUUCUUUUUCGUCCUCUUUGCCGUUCUCUUGUUCACUAGAGAUCCCAAAUUUGUCACCGGCUGGUCUGUGUUUUUUAAAAAAGGGUACGUCUCAGAUGCAGUCACUGGUGUUAUCGUUGUGUCUAUACUCUUCUUCUUCCCCUCGCAGAAACCUUCUCUGAGCUGGUGGUUCGACCCUAAAGCUUCAAAUACUCCGUAUGUCCCUCUGUUAUCAUGGAAAAAAGCUCAGGACUCUGUCCCCUGGAAUAUCAUUCUGCUGCUCGGAGGCGGCUUCGCUAUGGCCAAAGGUUGUGAGGAGUCUGGUCUCGCCUCAUGGAUGGGAGGCCACCUCCAGCCUUUGGCCGAGGUCCCUCCUGCUGCAGCUGUGAUGUUGAUCACUGCUUUCCUAGCGUGUUUCACUGAGUUUGCCAGCAACACUGCCACGAUUAUCAUAUUUUUACCCGUCAUUGCAGAACUGGCUAAUCACGUCUCAGUGAACCCUCUGUACUUCAUGAUACCUGCAACAAUUGGAUGUUCAUAUGCCUUCAUGCUGCCAGUGUCCACACCUCCCAACUCCAUCGCCUUUGCAUCAGGACAUCUCAUGGUCACAGACAUGGUGAAGACUGGCUUUGUCAUGAACAUCCUGGGUGUUCUCUCAGUUUCUCUUGCCAUGAACACGUGGGGCGUCGCCAUGUUCAACUUGAACACUUAUCCAGAGUGGGCUCAUCCCCUGAACAAGUCUGCUGUUCUUACAGGUGUCCACCUCUCAUCUGUCCAGUUGCUCAAUACUACACACUGAUGAUCACACAUUCUAUCUCAGCAUGAGCAUAGAGGAAGUGUCAGAGGGAUUGCCUGUUGAUAUAAACUCUGUGGCUGUAUCCGAAUUGCCAAGUACCUACUCAAUCUUUCAGUAUGCAGUAGGCAGUAGGCAGUACCUACU
Labrus bergylta (ballan wrasse) is the source of this 2244-nucleotide messenger RNA. It is a transcript of the gene slc13a3, whose product is annotated as solute carrier family 13 member 3. Gene Ontology annotation, molecular function: citrate transmembrane transporter activity; succinate transmembrane transporter activity; sodium:dicarboxylate symporter activity. Lineage: Eukaryota; Metazoa; Chordata; Actinopteri; Labriformes; Labridae. Gene Ontology annotation, biological process: transmembrane transport; citrate transport. The record is from RefSeq and is a predicted model, not a curated record. Gene Ontology annotation, cellular component: membrane.